AGUCACAUGGCAUGUAGCUAGGCAUUUUCUCAAAACUGGUAAUAAAGUCAGCUACUCAAAUCAAAAUGGACCCGUAAGUCCCCUUAGUGUGGACCAAGCCAAUAGUCCCACUAAUCCAUGCCUUUGAUUUAGCCAGUACAAACAAGACCUUAUUAAUCACCCUUCACAUUACUCAUCAGUCAGCACCAUCACCAUGCUUAUAAAUUGAAUGGUACACAAACAAAAGGGAAAGCUUAUAUAUUUUUGGGUUUUACAAAACAGGUUUUGAUUUAGAAUUAUAUAAAAGUUGAAAACAAUGGGUGUGGUUGUGGUGGAGGAUGAUAUUGAUAUUGAUAUUGAUAUUGAUGAUGAUUCUUUCAAGAAGCCAGGAGCAGUUCCAUUCAAAUGGGAGAUAAAACCAGGACUCCCCAUGCUCCAUCACAACAACCACCAGAAUCAGCAAAUUCAGUCACCGGAAUCGCCGUCACUCAAGCUGAAGCCACCGCCGCCAGCCGGGUCGUACCUACUAUCUCCGGUGGAGCCCCGGACCCGAUCCUUCCGGUCAACCCCGAAGGGCCGGUCUGACCGGUGGCGGUUCGACAAACCGCUUCUUGCCCGACCCGAGAUCGUGUCGUCGUCGGGUUGUUUCUUCUCGCCGUUUCUGAGGCGAUUGCGGAGCAGGAAGACGGUUCCGAAGCGGGUCGUCGAACCCGAUUACACGUCGGAGCUUGAGACGCUUGGCCGGUGGUCGUUGUCGUCGAGGAAGUCCUCCCCCUCGCCGUUCCGGACCUCAACGACGACGUCGUCUUCUGUUAUGUCGUCGCCCCGACCCGUGACCGAUGCUGAAUGGGCCGGGUUCGGUCUUUUUUGAAAGUAGCUUCUUAAUGUACUUGCUUAAGAAUCCCCUGUUUAAUUUAAUGCCUCUAAAAGGUGAAAAUUACUCUGUUUGUACUCUCCAUUGAAGAGAACUUGCAUAGUUGCAUGGUACAAGUAAGUACAUGAAUGAGAUGAUAGAAGUACUUAUUUUUAAGGAGGUUUAAUAAAUGAGAAAGAAAACAAGGAGACACUUGAGGGCAUAACCAAUUCAGCAUGUGUAGAUGACAGCUCAGAGUCCACCUCAGCAUACAGCUAGCAAGUUGUUAGACAGUUACAACCAUCUAACUGAUUGAGGAGUAGAGUAUACCCUGUAGUUUAGAUACACAGUAGUUAUAGUGCUCCUACAGCAAGUAGUAUAAAUAGCAAAGAAUAAACACACAGUGUAUUGUAUUGAAUCAUUUUGUUCAAUCAAUAGAAUUUUCUCAGUUUUCUUCUUCUUC
Lotus japonicus is the source of this 1295-nucleotide messenger RNA. RefSeq lists its product as uncharacterized. Lineage: Eukaryota; Viridiplantae; Streptophyta; Magnoliopsida; Fabales; Fabaceae. The transcript has a single exon. The record is from RefSeq and is a predicted model, not a curated record. Bases 296 to 850 code for a protein of 184 amino acids.